AUGACUAGAGGUUCUUUAUUGGGUCAGGUGAAGAUGUCGUUGCCAUGGGAACUGUUAAUCCUGCUGUCACUCAGAGCGUGCCUAGCUGAAGACACACGCCACGGUCCCGUCUUCACCCAGGAGCCCAGUGACAGCGUGUUCCCACUGAGCUCCGAUGAUAAGCAGGUGUUUAUUAAUUGCAAAGCGAAAGGAAACCCACCUCCGCAAUAUAGGUGGAAAGUUGAUGGGAGAGAAAUAAAGCCGGAGUUGGAGAGCCACUACAGCUUCGUGGAGGGGAAUCUUCUGAUCAAUAACCCCCACGUCAUCAAUCAUGGAGGAGUGUAUCAGUGCAUCGCUACCAACACGUUCGGCACUGUGGUCAGCAGAGAGGCCAAAGUCCAGUUUGCUUUUUUGCAGAACUUCAGCCAGAAGAUGAGGAACACAGUGUCAGUGAGGGAGGGUCAGGCUGUGGUGCUGCUCUGUGGACCCCCGCCACAUUAUGGAGAGAUCAAAUAUUCCUGGGUUUUCAAUGGUCAGCGUGGAUUCCUCCAGCAGGACGCCCGCCGUUUCAUCUCACAACGAACAGGAAACUUGUACAUCGCCAAGGUGGAACUUUCAGACCAGGGCAACUACACAUGUGCUGUGAGAAAUAUGAUGACCAAUACCAGUGUGCUGAGCUCCCCUACCCCAGUGGUCCUGCGCAGAGACGCUGUGAUGGGUGAAUAUGAACCUAAAAUUGAGGUCCGUUUCCCUGAGACUCUCCAUGUCUCCAAGGGAUCUUCAGUGAAGUUGGAGUGUUUUGCCUUAGGAAACCCAGUGCCGUCCAUCUCAUGGAGAAGAGCUGACGGAAACCCACUCCCUGGCAAGAUUAAAAUCAACCACUCCAGCGGGGUCCUGGAAAUCCCAUACUUUCGCCCUGAGGAUGCGGGUGUGUAUGAGUGCGUGGCCCAGAACAGUAGAGGUCGAAACGCCGCCAGAGGACAACUCAUAUUCUAUGAUGUGGAACAUCUGCACUGGGCCCACACUCUAAAAGACACACAGAUGGCCAUUGAUACAAACCUGCAGUGGGAAUGUAAAGCCUUAGGGAAACCCAGGCCUACAUACAGGUGGCUGAAGAAUGGACAGCCUCUAACAUCACAGGGCCGGCACUAUGUAGACUGUGGGACACUGUCUAUCUCUAGAAUCAGCCUGUCUGAUGCGGGCAUGUACCAGUGUGUGGCAGAGAAUGACCUAGGAGCUGUGUAUGCCAGUGCGGAGCUCAAGGUUGUUGCCUCCCCCCCGGACUUUAGCCAGCGGCCUGUGAGGAAGUCCACGGUGGUGCAGAAGGGAGGAGAGCUGCUCCUGGAGUGCCGGCCCUCUGCCUCCCCUCGGGCUCUGGUCUUCUGGUGGAGAUGGGGCCAGCUGCUUAAGGACACAGAGAGACAGACUAUCUUGGAGGAUGGGUCCCUCCGGAUCGCUAACGUCACACAGUCUGAUGCAGGGAGGUACACCUGUGUGGCCAGGAACCACUUUGGAUCAGCCAGCAGCACGGGGGCAGUCGUGGUCAAGGAGCCAACAAAGAUAAUUGUCCCUCCAUUGAGUCUGGAUGCCACACUGGGACAGAGUCUGGUGUUGCCGUGUGAAGUGUCCAGCGACCUGUCUCUGAGCCCAAGUUUUAAGUGGUUCUUCAAUGGCAAGCCCAUUGAUUUCAGCCGGCAGGAGCACUUUGAGAUGAUUGGAGGGGGAUUUGCCGGUGACCUUAUGGUGAGGAAUAUUCAACUGAAGCAUUCUGGGAAGUACGUCUGCAUGGUGCAUACAGAGUUGGACACUGUCUCAGCUGCUGCAGAUUUGAUUGUCAGAGGACCUCCAGGAGCACCGGAGAGCCUGGUGGUGAGCGACAUCACAGACUCAACAGUGCAACUGCGUUGGGGAGCUGGUCCAGACAACCACAGCCCCGUCACAAGUUACAUGGUACAGGCCAGAACCCCCUUCUCUAUUGGCUGGCAAAGUGUUCACACAGUUCCAGACCCUGUCCCCGGACACAUUCUGCAGGCAACAGUGAAGGACCUGAGCCCCUGGGUGGAGUAUGAGUUCAGGGUGGUUGCGAUCAACAGUGUGGGCAUUGGUGAACCCAGUUUGCCUUCCAAGCAGAUAAGGACUAAAGCUGCAGUCCCCAAGGUGGCGCCCCUGAGCGUGAGCGGUGGGGGAGGAGCACGAGGAGAACUGGUGAUUUUGUGGGAGCCCGUUCCAGAGGAGCAGCAGAGUGGGGAGGAUUUUGGUUACAUCGUGGCCUUUCGGCCUGUGGGCAGUAGCACCUGGAUUCAGUCUGUGAUGGCCUCCCCUGAUGCAUCUAGAUAUGUGUACAGGAACGACAGCCUCCUGCCUCUGUCACAGUACGAGGUGAGAGUGGGCGUGUUCAACAGCAGAGGGGAGGGGCCUUUCAGCCGCUCCAUCACUGUGCUCUCUGCAGAGGAAGAGCCGUCUGAAGCCCCAUCCAAAGUGUGGGCUCGCUCUGUGUCAUCCUCCGAGAUCGACGUGUUCUGGGAGUCCAUUCCCAGCGGCUCUAGCACCGAGAUCAUUACAUAUGAGGUGGUGUUCUGGGAGGAGGGCUCUGAGGUGAAAGAUGCAGAGAGAGUGAGGGUGGCCAACAGCACAGUGCGCCUCUCCUCUCUGAAGCCCAGCACAGUCUAUGUGAUCUCAGUCAGAGCUCAGAACAGUGCAGGACUGGGACCCAGGAGCCCUGCUUUCAACAUCACCACUAAGAAACCACCACCAAGUCAGCCUCCAGGGAACAUUGAGUGGAACCUGACCAACUCCAAGAUCUUUCUAAAUUGGGAACAUGUCAAGGCACUGGAAAAUGAGUCUGAGGUGACUGGAUACAAGGUUGUGUACCGUCCAAACUGGAACACUAGAACUUUGGUUUUAGAGACCAGAAGUCCCAGUGUGGAGUUACACAUCCCAUCUGGGGACGACUACCUCAUAGAGAUUAAAGUGCAGACUGAAGGAGGAGAUGGAGCCAGCAGCGGGCCCAUCCGCAUCCCAAUGAUGUCCAGUAAGUUCUAA
This is a messenger RNA of Boleophthalmus pectinirostris (great blue-spotted mudskipper), 3021 nucleotides long. Its product is annotated as contactin-4. Gene Ontology annotation, cellular component: plasma membrane; axon. Lineage: Eukaryota; Metazoa; Chordata; Actinopteri; Gobiiformes; Gobiidae. Bases 1 to 3021 code for a protein of 1006 amino acids. The transcript has 22 exons. Gene Ontology annotation, molecular function: protein binding. The record is from RefSeq and is a predicted model, not a curated record. Gene Ontology annotation, biological process: cell-cell adhesion; axon guidance.